This is a messenger RNA of Striga asiatica, 306 nucleotides long. Lineage: Eukaryota; Viridiplantae; Streptophyta; Magnoliopsida; Lamiales; Orobanchaceae. The record is from the annotation of a GenBank genome assembly.
AUGCUGAACAUUGUGGCUAAAAAGGAAAAUGGGACAACAUAUGCAUGCAGCCUGCAGAGAUUGUAUUUGGGUUGGGCUUGUAAUCUUAUUGGAGACAAUUUGGGCCGGACCUCGACUAGCCACUGGAUAUCUUCGAUUGGUAGAAAUCCGCCGGCUGAACCAUGGGCUGCGACGGGCCGCGGGAUAAAAGAAAUGAUUGUUGUUUUGUCUGUUUGGCGUGGCUUUGUGAUGGUGGUGUUUAGUUUAUGUUCGACAAGAGGUUCGGUUUUUCGUGCUGAUGGUUACAGAAACUACCCUGAGGUUUAG